This is a messenger RNA of Marmota flaviventris (yellow-bellied marmot), 1638 nucleotides long. It is a transcript of the gene Gas8, whose product is annotated as growth arrest specific 8. The record is from RefSeq and is a predicted model, not a curated record. Gene Ontology annotation, molecular function: microtubule binding; small GTPase binding. Gene Ontology annotation, biological process: flagellated sperm motility. Lineage: Eukaryota; Metazoa; Chordata; Mammalia; Rodentia; Sciuridae. Gene Ontology annotation, cellular component: Golgi apparatus; microtubule; motile cilium.
CGGUUGCCGGGAGACGGCGCAGCCUCCGCGGGGCGGGAGCGCUUGGCGGCGGGUCGCGGUGGCUCUGGUCAGCCGGCGCCAUGGCGCCCAAGAAGAAAGGGAGGAAAGGCAAAGCCAAAGGCACUCCGAUUGUCGAUGGGCUGGCUCCGGAGGACAUGACCAAGGAGCAGGUGGAAGAGCAUGUCAACCGUAUCCGUGAGGAGCUGGACCGCGAGCGGGAAGAGCGCAACUACUUCCAGCUGGAGCGCGAUAAGAUCCACACAUUCUGGGAGAUCACACGGAGGCAACUGGAGGAGAAGAAGGCUGAGCUUCGAAACAAAGACCGGGAGAUGGAGGAAGCUGAGGAGAGGCACCAGGUGGAGAUCAAGGUGUACAAGCAGAAGGUGAAGCACCUGCUGUAUGAGCACCAGAACACCCUGACAGAGACGAAAGCUGAGGGCACUGUGGUCAUGAAGCUGGCUCAGAAGGAGCACCACUCGCAAGAGGACGCUCUGCGCAAGGACAUGAGGACACUGAAGGUGGAGUUGAAGGAGCAGGAACUGGCCAAUGAGGUGGUGGUGAAGAACCUGAGGCUGAAACAUGCCGAGGAGAUCACCAAGAUGCGGAAUGAGUUUGAGAGGCAAGUUCGAGAAAUCGAGGCCAAGUAUGAUAAAAAGAUGAAGGUGCUAAGGGAUGAGCUUGACCUGCGCAGAAAGACUGAGAUCCACGAGGUGGAGGAGAGGAAGAACGGCCAGAUCCACACGCUGAUGCGGCGUCAUGAGGAGGCCUUCGCUGACGUCAAGAACUACUACAACGACAUCACGCUCAACAACCUGGCCCUCAUCAGCGCCCUCAAGGAGCAGAUGGAGGACAUGCGGAAGAAGGAAGAACACCUGGAGAGGGAAAUGGCAGAGGUGUCUAUGCAGAACAGGCGUCUGGCAGACCCUCUGCAAAAGGCACGGGAGGAGAUGAACGAGAUGCAGAGGAAGCUUGGGAAGUAUGAGAGGGACAAGCAGAUCCUGGUGAGCACAACAGCACGUUUGAAGGUCACUGAGAAAGAGCUGAGAGACCUGCAGUGGGAGCACGAGGUGCUGGAGCAGCGGUUCAUCAAGGUACAGCAAGAGCGGGAUGAGCUCUACCAGAAGUUCACUGCAGCCAUCCAGGAGGUGCAGCAGAAGAUAGGCUUCAAGAACCUGGUGCUGGAACGCAAGCUGCAGACACUGAAUACUGCCAUGGAGAAGAGGGAGGUGCAAUUCAAUGAGGUGCUGGCGGCCUCCAACCUGGACCCUGCAGCAUUGACACUCGUGUCCCGCAAACUUGAGGAUGUUCUGGAGUCAAAGAAUAGUACCAUCAAGGACCUGCAGUAUGAGCUGGCCCGAGUCUGUAAGGCUCAUAAUGACCUCCUGCGCACAUACGAGGCAAAGCUGCUGGCCUUUGGAAUCCCUCUGGACAAUGUGGGCUUCAAGCCUCUGGAGACAGCGGUGAUUGGGCAGACACUGGGUCAGGGCCCUGCAGGACUUGUGGGUACCCCAACCUAGCUACAUGCUUGGGGCUGCAGCCCACAGAACUGAUUAGGGACACUCCCUAGGUGACUCCCUCUUUCCAGGCAGUAAGUUUUUAAAUUUUAGAUUAUCAUCAAUGAAUGAAAAUUUUUCCACA